Messenger RNA from Erinaceus europaeus (western European hedgehog), 873 nucleotides. It is a transcript of the gene ATP5PF, whose product is annotated as ATP synthase peripheral stalk subunit F6. Gene Ontology annotation, biological process: proton motive force-driven ATP synthesis. Lineage: Eukaryota; Metazoa; Chordata; Mammalia; Eulipotyphla; Erinaceidae. Gene Ontology annotation, molecular function: proton transmembrane transporter activity. The transcript has 5 exons. The record is from RefSeq and is a predicted model, not a curated record. Bases 36 to 692 code for a protein of 218 amino acids.
CCCCACCCGGCUCCCUCAAGUCUCCACGAACGGAAAUGGGAGUCACAGAGCCGGGGACCAGCGGAAACAAAACACACAGGCGGCUGCGGGGGGGCCCGCAGGCCCCGGAACGCGGCGGGAGCCAGGCCGGCCCGCGCGGGGCCCGCGCCGCCCGCCCGCCUCCCCCGGCGGCCGCACUCACCCGCUCCGGAGUCGGCCGGCCCUGUCGGCCCCGCCCGCGCUCCCGAGCCGGCUGGGAAGCGCAGUGGCGCGGGCUCCACGUGCAGCGUCUCUCCCGGCACCCCCGGGUCCCGAACUACAACUCCCAGCAGGGCGUGCGAGGUGAAGCCCCGGGGCAACGGGGGCUCGCGAGGCCCACAACGCCCCACGCCUCUUUGUUUCACACGCUCUCGCUUCUCCUUCGCAGUCCUACGCCUUCAGCCACCCCAAGGCACCGGUACAGGGACUCGGGCCAGGGUCAAGAACCGUCCGGUCGCAGACUGCCUCCGAGACGCUUCCUGUCCGUAACAAUCACCAUGAAUCUUCAGAGGCUCUUCCGGUUGUCCUCACUCGUUCGGUCUGCGGUCUCUGUCCACUUGAGGAGAAACAUCGGCGUUACAGCAGUGGCAUUUAAUAAGGAACUUGAUCCUAUACAGAAGCUCUUUGUGGACAAGAUUAGAGAAUACAGAACUAAGCGACAAUCCCAAAUUUGAAGUCCAUGACAAACCCCAGUCUUGAAGAAAUGAUGUACGACUUAAUCUGGUAAUUGGCCCUAGAUUAGGUUUACAACUGUUGGAAGUUAUCAGAAAAUAAACGCACAUUUCACCACUGUCAAAUGUUCUUUUAAUCCUAGUUCCAAAUAAAUAUGGUGAGACUGGUAUGCAACUGAGUGUA